UUCAUAAUUAUGUACACUUCAGUCAGGGCAAAUCAAUGGGGAUGCACUUCAGCGGAGCUUCCUGGAGUUCAGCUAUUGCUCGUUUGAGGAGGACCAGCUCUUCUGUGCGACCCCGUUCACCUGCCCCACCUGUACCCCAGAAAUGGUGGCUGUGGCAGCUGAUGGAAACCGGAAGCUUUACUGCUUUAAACGAUCCAGCGGAUGCAAGGCAAAGCAACAUGCGGUGCUUCGCAGUGGGCAGCAGCCAGGGAAACCUCAUGGAGGGCCAGUAAACUUGAGAGAAAUUCAGGCCACAGCAAAUGUCAAAUUCUGUGCCAUGGAUGUCACCUGCAAGUACUGGCCAUACCUCCAAAAGGUAGGGGCUGCCCUUCCACCACUCCAGGGGCUCUUGCAGAUGAGGCCAUUCCUCAGCAUCAUGCAUGCCAAGGCUCCUGCCACAAAGUGUGAGUUUAAAUUAAGUGGCAGGAAUCAGGAGGGAGCGGGCACAACGGCUGGUGAAGAGGUUGAGCAGGUGAACAGCUACCUCUCCCGUUGUGCUCUGACAACGAAAUACAUGUCCAAAGCAGCCCCUGUGGACAUGCUGACUGUCCAUGCAAUGGAAUGGAACAGGCACAAGGGGGACAAUCUCCACAAGGCCCUCUCCACAAGAUAUGUGAAGACUUGUCAAAGAGCUGUGGAGGAGGCAGCAAGACUUCUAGAGCUCAGAGAAGAGGUCCAUUGCUCAGAGGAGAUGGCACUGCCGUGGGUCACGGAUAUUCAGGAAUGGGCUGGGGAGACAACAGAUGCCGCCAGUGAUCAACGAUCCCUGCAACAACAGUCCAUUGGGGGGCUUCAUCUGAGCCUUCACUACAGAAAACAGAGCCUCUACCGUCAAAAUGACAGCAACAAGCUUCGUCACCACCUGCGCAAGAAUUUGGCAAAAGACAAGCGGCAUCUCUUCGAACAGAUUGCUGAAUACAACAGGCUGGUGUCAGAGAUGCAGAUCGAUGUGGCAGUGGUCGAGAGGUCGCUGGCUGGACACACUGUGUCACACAUAUGGCCAUGGGAGGUGCACAGCAGUGGAUCAUCAGUGAACACCAGCACCAAGAGACGAGUGCAUGACCAGCAGAUGCUGACCACACGGCUGCAAGAGGAGAGGAGCAUCCUGGUUUUGGAGAUGGCCCAACACUGCACUUUGUUGCGAAACCUGGCCUCGGCCCUCAGGACCAAGAUUAUAAGUGAGAGGCUCUGAGGGAUAAAAGUUUUGUUCUUCAGGAGAGGGGAGAGAUUGAGGUGAAAGGGAAGGGAAGGAUGACCACUUACUUCCUUGAGAGGAACCUAGGAGUCAGCAAACAGCAGAUUAUCGGUCUUUCAGUCAUCGAGGGAAGCUCUGGAUAUCAGUGUAGCCAGGUUAGCCACCAGCCAAGUCUACAUAGACCAGAAGGACCAGUCAAAAUGCAGCAAGAAAUUGACCUUCUUCUGGUCCCUAUGAAAUAUGGAGACAGCAUAAGUGAGGCCCAAACAUCUCCCCGUAUCCCUGUUCCUCAGCCUGGACCUGCUCUGAAGCCCCAG
This is a messenger RNA of Lampris incognitus (smalleye Pacific opah), 1551 nucleotides long. RefSeq lists its product as uncharacterized. The record is from RefSeq and is a predicted model, not a curated record. The transcript is spliced from 11 exons. Lineage: Eukaryota; Metazoa; Chordata; Actinopteri; Lampriformes; Lampridae. The coding region runs from base 143 to 1231 and encodes 362 amino acids.